This is a messenger RNA of Etheostoma spectabile (orangethroat darter), 3536 nucleotides long. It is a transcript of the gene sack1gb, whose product is annotated as family with sequence similarity 83 member Gb. The coding region runs from base 244 to 2781 and encodes 845 amino acids. The record is from RefSeq and is a predicted model, not a curated record. NCBI's taxonomy places the organism in Eukaryota, Metazoa, Chordata, Actinopteri, Perciformes, Percidae. Gene Ontology annotation, molecular function: protein kinase binding. The transcript has 5 exons. Gene Ontology annotation, biological process: signal transduction.
AGCUGAGAGUCUGCGUUGAGGAACUGUUCUAGCGGUUUAUUAUUCUCCUCAGAUUAAAAUCUUGUUUGUAAGGGAUCUGUUUGCCACCUCACGGGCCCAGGUCACGCGGACACGUUAUGGACCGUAAUGACAGAUUGUACUUUUUCGAGGUUUGACCCUACGGACCGACGAGUGGAAACAAACUGGGUCAGAGUGGUUUUGGUACUUAACUAUUUUUUGACCGGUGGAUAAUAUAUCGAGGCCAUGGCGUUGUCUCAGAUCCAGUGUCUGGACAACCACCACGUGAACUGGCGCGUGAGCGAGAGCAAACCGGAGUUUUUCUACAGUGAGGACCAACGGCUGGCGCUCGAGGCUCUAGUCACCGAGGGCCGCGAUGCAUUCACGCAGUACAUCCAGGAGCGUGGCGUCCGGGAUUUCCUCUCGGAACCGGAGCUGGAGCGGAUUGCACAUUCAGUGGAGGACUACCGGCCCGGUUAUGACCAUCAUCAGAAGCCAGAGACCCCAGGGCCGGGGAACCUCACCCCGGGGUCCGGGGAGUUUUGGGGAGACGGUGAGGUGUCGCUCCAGUAUUGGCCAGAUCGCUCAGAAGCCUCAGUGGCGGAGCUGGACCUCGGCUGGCCCGAUGCCAUUUCAUACCGGGGGGUCACGCGCGUGACCGUGUACACCCAACCUCCAACCGAAGGGCACACGCACAUCAAAGAGGUGGUGCGCAAGACCAUUGCAUCAGCGCAGAGGGUGAUAGCCGUGGUGAUGGAUGUGUUUACAGACGUGGAUAUCUUUCGAGACCUGCUGGACGCUGCCUACAAACGCAAAGUCCCUGUAUACAUAAUCAUUGACACGGCUGCAGUCCCCUGCUUUCUUUCCAUGUGUGGCAGAGCUGAUAUGCACCGUGGACACCUAAAGAAUCUGCGUGUCCGCUGCUGUGGAGGUGUGGAGUUCUUCACACGGUCAGCACAGAAGCUGCGUGGAGCACUGAGUCAGAAGUUCCUCCUGGUAGAUGGAGACAAAGCUAUCUCUGGUUCAUAUAGCUUCACCUGGACCUCAUCUCGUUUGGACCGUAACCUCAUCACUGUGAUCUCAGGACAGGCAGUGGAGACUUUCGACCUUCAGUUUCAUGAUCUUUACCUCGGCUCCAGAGGUGUGUCUCUCAACCACGUCCCCAUGGUAGAUGAACCAAUCCCUGACCCGAUCCCUCACGUGGCUCCUGCUCCGGUGUCAGCUGCUGUUGCUAGAAAGCUCAUCAAUCCCAAAUAUGCCCUUGUUACCGCGGGAACCCACACAAGUCCGACUCCUUCCGACCAGAAUUCAAGCAACAAGAAUCCCACUCAGCUAAAGAUUACGAAAGAACGUCUUAAGCAUGUCAUUGAAGAGCCACCCUUACAUCCAGGAUUAGCCCAUCUGGAGAAAGUGUACCUGGUCAAGUACCUGCCCACCUGGCCAGAGCCAGACCCACCAAGUGAUGUGAUCGGCUUCAUCAACAUCAGGGAUGAAAAGCGAGCUAAUCAGGUUCACUUACAGAGGUCAGAGAGGUUUGAGACCAGCCAGGCUAUACGCUUUAGCGCACCACUAACGCUAGUUCAACCACCGACUGAGGAACCUGCGUCAGUUCUGGUCGCAAACGCUGCAGGAGCAGCAGAAAAUCUCUCUGGGAAUACAACAGCAGAGGCCUCUACUCCUGUGAGUCCAACCAACCAACAGCUCGAAAAGCCAAUGCACACAGCUCCGAAUAAAGACCAAACUGAUGCAACUGAUUCCAGGGAGCCUUCUCAGCAGCCCAACACACCUUUAACACAGGACGCACACAAACCGAAUGCACCAUCCCCAUCCAAUGUUACUGCUGAUUCACAACCAACAGACCAUGCUGAACAAACUCCAGACAUUCAAACUGCAGCACCUCCUGUUCCUAAACGCCGCACCGUGCAGCUAGUCAUUGACCCCGCCCCCUCAGAGCAGUCUGGCCAUCCACAGGUCAUUUUGAUCAAAAUGGACCAAUUGGAAAGUCUGGAUGGCUUCAACAAAAAGGGAACCCGGGAGGAUCUGCCAUUAGGCCGUGGCCGCAUAACAUCAAAGGCUGAAAGCAGCGACUCCGUCAGCACCGGCGAGGGCAGCCAAGACAGCACAAAGGUCAUGUGUGACAGAGCAGCCAAUGAUGGUCCUUCAAGCACCUCCACAGCAUCAGAAGAGGAGUUUUAUGAAUGUCCCCAGCCAGGGCCAAGUGACGCAUUGACCAACGGAGUGACAACAGGGUCAGGGCGUGGGCAUCGCCAAGGGGACGGAUUCAACAUGAUGGCACGCCUCUCCCAGAGCAUGCUGGAUCUGCGGGAGCCCAGCCAGACAGACGACAGCAAUGCCCUCAUCCGCGAAUCACAGCAGCUCCGCAGACAAGGACACGCAUCACCGCAUAGGCACAUAGGACAGUUGUUCCAGACCUCAAAAUCUCAAGGUCUUGAUGCCCGACAAAGAGGACCUAAAGUAAUUAUUGCCAAACCAGGAAGUUUCCACCGCCCCACCCGAGCAGCUGUCCCUGUGAUUGGAGGACACCGCUACUGGCAGGGUCAAAUGCUGCAGCCUAACUCGCGUGUAGAAACACGUUCCGGCCGGUCGCCACGACGCCAUAGCCCAAAUUACCGGAAAACUGAUCAGGCCACGCCACAGCAGCCAGCCAACCCAACAGGGUUACUAGGAAUAUCUUUCUCAAAACUGAGCAAUUUUAGACACUUAAGGCCACGAGUUGGAGUCCCGCAGAAGAAAGCGUCUCAAAAUAACAAAGCCGACCGGUAGAACUUUGGGCCAGCACAGCUACCCAAGCAUGAUUGUUGACACAGACAUCCUGCUAAGAAAGUGGUGACUCUUCGGUGUGGAAUCUUCUCUAUCUCUGGCAUGCGUGUCAUUUCCUAUCUUUGAACCCUUAGGCUCAACAGAUAUAUUUAAUUGGGAUUUUUUGACUACGUCAACAAGAGUUGGCAGUUUGAUCUGAUGAUUUGUUUUAAGAGGUAGUGUCUGUAAAUCACAUCAACUUCAAAACCAAUGCUUCAUGGUGAUAAGUGUCUGACUGUAGGGUUUUUAGUAGUGUCCAGGAGGGGUAAUGAAUUUAAGAGGCUGUGACUGAUACCUGGGAGGAAAUAAACCCACACAUUUUUUAGCAUGAAUCUUUCCAAGAGUUGUGCUAAGAGUUCCACCAGAGGUAGGGUAUUUUAUGGAUGAUAACCAGUCAGCUGUGGGUCAGUCAGUCUGCCUUACCAACUCAAGCCCUUCAGUCAUGUUAACAAUCCUAUGAACAAAUAUUGUUAAUUACCCCAACUGCUUUUCACUAUAAAAUGAAUUUUUCCAUAUCCAUCUACUUAGAUGCGGUGUGUCUGUGACAUGCAAGAUCAGAUGAUUAUGUCUCGCCUCUGAUAUUACAGUCAGGCUCUCGUGUUGAUACUGUACCACUGUGAUUGGUUACUGUUGGUGUUAGGGUAGGGCUUUGGUGUUGAUUGGUACAAAUCCAAUUUUAAACACUGAUGUGGGACCAAAAGUAAAUGUUGUAAAUAAAA